UCAUAAUAUAAAGUCCAUCAAAAUCAAGGAACAUGUCAAGGGCAUUUGUUCUCUGGAGAAAUAUGACAUUUAAUGAAACAGUCCAGAAUGUUAAGAUUAGUCUGGUCAAGUUGUAUUCCCUUGCGUCCAUGUUUAUGUAAAUAGCUCCUCAUAACAAAAGACGAUUCUGUAGUUGUCUAUAUGUACCCUGUAGAACCGAAUUUGUGUCCAGAACUAAAAAUCACAAACACGUUUCUACAGGAAUACAUGGGCGACUUAAAAGCCACGAAAUGAAGUUGGUUUUGCUUUCUCACUCUCUCGUUUUUGUACACACUCUUAUACUCACACAAAACGGCGUAUGGAUGAUUUAUACUUAAUGGUCGCUCACUAAAGUGAUAUGUUCACAUUCAGUAUGGUAACGGAUAUGGAUGAGUGACUGAAGAUGGUUUGGGAUCAUGUGACUGUGUGAAAGUUAACGUGCAGUGUGAACACGCUGGCUGUAUUACCUCUUAGAAAAGACAGAUUUACAGCUUUUAUGGGCCAAUAAAAUAUUGCAACCUCCCCACCAAAGCUGUACGGAUCUAGGCUGUGGUCAAUCCAUAAACGCCAACACUAAAACACCAUUUCUAGGCCUAUAACAAUAAUGAAAUACGACCAAAGAAUUCCACGAGAGAAAGAGAGCUGCUGAACAAAAAUGCUUAUGCACUUCAUUUAGAAUAUCAUAGUGCUACUACUACUACUAUUAAUAAUAAUAAUAAUAAGAAGAAGAAGAAGAAGAAGAAGAAAACCUAUAUUGUAAUGAAAAUACAAUAGAAUACAAUGCCACAUCCGAAACUCUACGACUGAUACUACUACUACUACUACUACUACUACUACUACUACUAAUAAUAAUAAUAAUAAUAAUAAUAAUAAUAAUAAUAAUAAUAAUAAUAAUAGUACCUCAAUACCCUAACAAUACCUUAUAUUUAAGUUAAAAGCUGGAGCAGGUGCACUAUGUCUGAAGUUUAGAAGACGCAGUUAUUGCCUGAAAUGAGCCUCACUUAUCUGCAUUACACUACUGACUAUAUUAACCCAUUGUCAUGUUUGGUAGCUGUCUGUCUUUCAGACUACAAAUCUUCUCAAGUAAAUAGGAAAAAGGUGGUGAUGGUCCACGUGUGGCAAAGGAGGAUGGGCCUCUCUCUCUCUUUCUCUCUCUCUUUUUUUCUUUGUGUGUUUGUGUUUGUGCAUAUGUGUCCGCGUGAGUUUGUAUGUGUGUGUGUGUGUGUGUGCGUGUGAGAGAGAGAGAGAGAGAGAGAGAGAGAGAGAAAGAGAGAGAGAGAUUCCCUACACAAUGGCGGCAAAUAGAAGGUAUGUCUGCGCGAGCGAGAAGACUCGGUUCCUUAUCCGGGGACUGCUUCGCCCCCUGCCAUUGGGCCACCGCGUCACGUGGUAAAAGUAACUUUACAGGGUCGCUCGCUAGUAGGAGGGCUUUAUGGAGCAGAAAAACGACAAAGCUAGAAAAAUUAUUUUCCACUCCAGAAAUUAAUGAUCAUGAGCUCGUAUUUGAUGGACUCUAACUACAUCGAUCCGAAAUUUCCUCCUUGUGAGGAAUAUUCGCAAAACAAUUACAUCCCCGAGCACAGUCCCGAAUAUUACGGCCGCGCCAGGGACGCGGGCUACCAGCAUCACCACCAGGAGUUGUACCCUCCACCGCGGGCAAGCUACCAGGAUCGCCAGUACAACUGUACAAGCAUCCCUGAGCCCGACACGCAGCGGGGACAUGGACUACCUCACUCAGGCCACCUGCUCGGAAAAGGGCAGCCAGCCUCGUGCGAGCCCCCACAGUUGCCCCUCUCUCCGGCCACCCCGCCGGCCGCCUCCUCCGCCUGCAACCAAGCCACCCCGGAGCACCCCAACAGCGCGGCUUCGGCAAAGCAGCCCGUGGUCUAUCCGUGGAUGAAGAAGAUUCACGUCAGCACCGUCAACUCGAGUUACAAUGGAGGGGAGCCCAAGCGGUCCCGGACCGCGUACACCCGCCAGCAAGUGUUAGAACUGGAGAAGGAAUUCCACUAUAAUCGCUACUUAACGCGGAGGAGGCGUAUCGAGAUCGCGCACUCCCUGGUGCUCUCCGAGAGGCAGAUCAAAAUUUGGUUUCAGAACCGGCGAAUGAAGUGGAAAAAAGACCACAGGCUACCAAACACCAAAGUCAGGUCCUCCUCAUCCUCAACGGCCAUGUCCUCCGGCUCCAGCGCGGGUUCUGCGGCGGGCGCCGUGGCGGCUGCCUCAACCAGCACCCUGUCUGCCAACGACGAGCUGUCCGGAUCCGAGCGGGGAGAGGAUAUUACAAGGUUAUAAGGGAUCUUAUGCUACGGAGAAGGACAGGAACAGCAACGAGCUCCAAAAUGACUCAUUAUUUAUAGAACAUAAUAUAUAUUUCUUUUUUUUGUUUGUUUGUUUGUUUUUGUAGCUUUUUUUGUGCGUCUGAGGGUUUGCUUUAAGUCCACAGUUAUAUAAAAUGCAUGUUAUAUAGCAUGGAUUAUUGCGAAUACCUAUCUUUUUACGCGAUACAGGGUUUAAUUUAUCGAAACUGAAAGCAGGAAUGUUUUUAUUCCAUUUUGUUCCAGAUAAACAUUGUUUUCGGACGAAGCAGGUUAUAUGGACACAAUAUUCAAAUGUUAUUGAGGGGCCUCUAUGAGCCCGGCUGCCAAGGUGAAGUGCACAAUUGUUCUAUUUAUUUCACACACUUGAGACUGGACGGGGAGAUUGGGGAGAUUUGGCGGGCGGACUUUUUUCCUUUUCUACUGUAAAUGAAGAACACUAUCGACGACAUGGCAUCCAUAAGCUACUGAUCUUGAAACGUCUUUGUUGAUCUGAAAAGAACAUGCUUUGGGUUCACUGUCGAAUGGGGAAACAAGGUUAAGAUUUUAAAUUAUCAUUUAGUUUUGUUGUGAUGAGGUUGUGUUUAGGCUAUUAAAGCAGAUUAUUGUGAGAUGCAAUAAAACGAGUUUAGUGUAUUUGUGAUAAUCAUAUUGGUCAAUAAAAGUAAGUGUCUAUUAGUUUUAUA
Messenger RNA from Astyanax mexicanus (Mexican tetra), 3022 nucleotides. RefSeq names its product homeobox C4a (gene hoxc4a). The record is from RefSeq and is a predicted model, not a curated record. Bases 1504 to 2313 code for a protein of 269 amino acids. Gene Ontology annotation, molecular function: DNA-binding transcription factor activity, RNA polymerase II-specific; RNA polymerase II cis-regulatory region sequence-specific DNA binding. NCBI's taxonomy places the organism in Eukaryota, Metazoa, Chordata, Actinopteri, Characiformes, Acestrorhamphidae. The transcript has 2 exons. Gene Ontology annotation, cellular component: nucleus. Gene Ontology annotation, biological process: anterior/posterior pattern specification; regulation of transcription by RNA polymerase II; embryonic skeletal system morphogenesis.